This is a messenger RNA of Clonostachys solani, 1377 nucleotides long. NCBI's taxonomy places the organism in Eukaryota, Fungi, Ascomycota, Sordariomycetes, Hypocreales, Bionectriaceae. The record is from the annotation of a GenBank genome assembly.
AUGGCAUCAAGUCAGCCAUCAUAUCUCAUCAUCGGCGCAGGCGUCUUCGGCGUGUCCACAGCCUACCACCUCAUCCGCAAAUACCCCAACGCCUCCGUCACCAUCGUCGACCGCGACGCCUUCGACGCAGACAGCCGCGUCGCCGCCUCGUGGGACUGGAACAAGAUCGUCCGCGCCGACUACGACGACAUCGUCUACUGCCGGAUGGCCAUCGAGUCCCAGGACGUCUUCAAGUCCGACCCCCUCUGGCAGCCGUACUUCCUCGAGACGGGCAUGUUCUGGAUGUGCCGCAACAGCUACGCCCAGGAUGUGAUCAACAACUACAAGCAGCUGAACCGCAAGGCGGACAUCUCUGCCGUUACUGUUGACGAGGCCCGGGAGCUCUACGGUGGGCUCUUCAAGGAGGCUGAUUAUACUGGUGUCAAGGAGGUGCUUAUUAACAAGACGAGCGGUGUGGCUCUCGCCGGUGACUGUCUGCGUGCGGUGACCAAAGCAGCAAUUGAACUGGGCGUCAAGUACGUGGUGGGAGAGGCUGCGACCCUGUUGGUAGAUGGUCAGGGAGUCUGCCACGGGCUCAAGACCAAGGCGGGGCAGGUUUUGACAGCUUCGCAUACCAUUGUAUGCACGGGUGCCGGCACAUCCAAGCUGCUGGAGUAUAGUGCGCGCAGCACCGGGUUGUCAGAUCUGCAGGCAGGCUCGAGGAUCGUAGCGGGCGGCAUCGCCACGGGCAUGGUGACGCUGGAUGAGAAGACAUACAAUGAGCGGUUUGCUUCUAUGCCUGUGGGCAUGCAAGGCUAUCCUGCUGAAAUAGGUGAGUUCACCGAUACGGACAGGGCCAACAUCCAACAGAUACUGACAUGGAGCAAAACAGGACCUUUUCUGGGUAGUCUGGCACCCACCAAAGACAGGGAGCUCAAAUGGUGGGGAUCAAAGAUCUUCAGAAACACGACGGAGGUCCUGCCGGGUCGUCACAUUUCAUCACCCCCUGAUGCGGAGGAUUACCGCCAGUGGAAGGUCUCGAAGCCGCUCCAGGAAGAUAUCCGCUCUGUCAGCGAGGUGUUCUACGGGAAGGAGGUCAAGGAUUGGCACUUUGAGAAGUUCCGGGUUUGCUGGGACGCCUUCACCACGAACGGAGACUUCAUCAUCUCCCCGCAUGCAGCAGCCAAGGGGCUGUACUUGGCAACCUGCGGCUCGUUCCACGGCUUCAAAUUCUUCCCUGUGAUUGGGGAAUAUGUAAUACAGAUGCUGGAAGGCGAGCUCGAGUCAGCCUUGGCGAAGAAGUGGUCCUGGGACAGGGAGCGCCCGGAUCCUAGCCUCAACCCGGAGUGGCCCAGAUCCGAGCUCAACGAUUAUUUGGAUUCAACUGCAAGAUUGUAA